Benincasa hispida (wax gourd) is the source of this 1139-nucleotide messenger RNA. RefSeq names its product RPM1-interacting protein 4. The record is from RefSeq and is a predicted model, not a curated record. Gene Ontology annotation, cellular component: plasma membrane. NCBI's taxonomy places the organism in Eukaryota, Viridiplantae, Streptophyta, Magnoliopsida, Cucurbitales, Cucurbitaceae.
AAAGAAAGAAGAAUAGUCAAAGCUUACCGGUGCCGCCAGUCCAUGGCCGAUCAACCUCUUCAUUUUUCUUUAUUCUUCUCUAUAAACUCUCUCUCUAAAAACCCAUUUCUCUCUCUAAGCUGCCCUCAAAAUUUUUUUGAUUCAACGAAAAAAAAAACCUCAUCGUUGUCUUAAUUUCACUGCUCUGUUCUUCGUCAAUGGCGCAACGGUCACAUGUACCAGCUUUUGGAAAUUGGGAAAGCGAAGGGAAUGUUCCAUACACAGUGUUCUUUGACAAGGCGAGAAAGGGCAGAGGCGGUGGACCAAUCAGAAACCCAAACGAUCCUGAGGAAUAUCCAGACAUCCUCAAGGACAAUUCCCAUGAAGCUGCUCCAACCAAACCCAAUCCUAAGGACGAUACUACGGCACCAAAACCUAUGACUCAUGAGAGGAGGCAUAGUCGAGAAGACGGUGGCUUUCGCCCCUAUGCCAACUCUCCCGGCAACCGUGAGAAUCCCGGUCGGAGACAGAGCGGUUCCGAAUAUAGCAUUGACCGCUCUCCUCUCCAUCGCCAGGCGAAGCCCUCGGGAAGAGACAGCCCGGUGACGGAGGGCAAGAGCUUUGAGGGUGGUUAUGGCAACCGUGGGAAGACUAGAAUGAAGAAUGAUGCCACUCCGGAACCGGAAGGGACGGCGGUGCCGAAGUUUGGAUCGUGGGAUGUGAACAAUCCGGCGUCGGCCGACGGUUUUACACACAUUUUUGGUGAAGUUCGAAAGGAAAAGCUGGGGCCAGGAACCCCGCCGCCGCAACAUUCUUCUUCCCCUUACAACAAUGUUAAUAACCGAAGACCCAACGACAGUGUCAAGGGAGGGUGCUUCCCAUGUCUAAGAAGAAAAUAAGUUUGAUUUAUUGAGCAAUUGAAAGACUCUCCACUCCUCUCACCAAUCUGCAUCCACCAAAGGAUUUUACUCUGCAGAGUGGACUAUGUGUGUUGUUUUUUGUAUUUAUUAUAUAUAUAAUUUUUUUUUUCUUUUCUUUUUUUUUUUUUCCUUGUGGGAGAAACUUGUACUUGUUAGAUUUAUCUUCCUAUUUUUGGUCUUUUGGCUUAUUUUUCUGUAAUAUCCUCACUUUUUUUUUAAGCUUUGCUUCAUCUUUUGCCU